CGCCAUUCUUCCCCCUCUCUGGUUAUUAACAGCGAGGCAAGGAACGAUGGCAACGAAUUCAGUUUGAGGAAGACGUUUGGGCAGUGAGGGUGUUGUUAAUCAUGCAAGGAAAUUUUAAAGUUGGAGAUUUGGUUUGGGCAAAAAUGAAAGGUUCCCCACCAUGGCCUGCACGGGUUGAGAAAGCGACGACGCCGAGAAAAGGCCAAGUGCACGUUUAUUAUUUCGGUAGCAAACCCAGUCAUGGUUGGGUUCAAGAAAAUUGUGUUAAUCCUUUUGACGAAUACAAAGACCAACUCAAAAAUGUUUCCAAUAGAUCGGAUUUCAAAGUCGCUCUUCAACAGAUUGAAGAGUACAAAUUGCAAAUGGCUCCAGAGUCAAAUGAAAAUGAAGGGGAUGAGGAAGAUAUCACCUCUAAGAAGGGAAAAAGGCCAAUCACUAAUGAGUCAAAUGAAAAAGAAGACGAGGAGGAAGAUGUCAGUCCCAAAAGAGGAAAAAGGACAAAACGGAAGGCGAGCAGCAGUGAAAGUGAAGGAGGCUCCAUCUCAAAAAGACCACUCAAAGGGAAAUCUUCCAGAAAGUCAGAAUUUCUCUCUUCUCUCAGAUCAGAGGAGAAUGGAGUGAACAGUGGAAGUUUGGGAACAGAACUGCUUAAUAUGCCGUCUGUUCUUGAAAGGCCGGAUUCUCCGGUUGUCGAUCUGAAUACAUGCUCGGAGUUGCUGAAAACCAAAGAUAUAUCUGCUUCAACUCUGACAUUUGGAUUUUUGGGACUCGGAAUAAUGGGGUCGGGAAUCGUCAAAAACUUGGUCGCUUCAGGGCACACCGUCAAUUUAUGGAGCAGGAAUCCAGAAAAGUGUAAAGUGAUCAAAGAACAAGCGGACAAAAUGUUUAAGGAAGGACUGGUUAGCACCUUCAUAGCGCCGUGCGACGUGAUGCAAAAUUCACAUAUCGUCUUCAGCUGCGUUUCCGAUCCCAAAUCAGCCGAAGUUGUCGCCUACGGAAACUGCGGCGUUGUCGGACUAGAUGCAGAAAGCGACGCUUUGGAGGGCAAAGCGUUCGUGGAAAUGACCGGCAUCGAUCCCCAGACGUCGCAAAAGAUUAGCGAAGUGAUCAAAAACAAGGGCGGCCGUUAUCUCGAGGCCCAGAUUCAGGGUAGCAGAGACGAGGCGGAAGAAGGAAGCUUGGUGAUUUUGGCCGCCGGCGAUCGGUCGGUCUUCAUGGACUGUCAGUCGUGCUUCAAGGCGAUGAGCAAGACGGCGCUAUUCCUCGGCGACGUCGGCAUGGCCAGCAAAAUUUACCUUAUUUUGCAACUGAUGCGGGGAAUCUCACUGGUGGGAUUAGCCGAGAGUCUCGUCCUGGCCGAUCGUUGCGGCAUAUCCGCUAAAGAUAUCCUCAACAUAUUCAACAUGACUAACUUGUGCUGUCCCUAUUUGAAAAACAAAGCCGAAACCAUCAUAAAGAAAGACUUUAAGAAAGUCGAACACUCGAUCCAGCACAUGCAGAAGGAUAUAAAACUGGCGCUCGAUCUCUCCGACCAAUUGAUGCAGCCUUUGAUGAUGGCGUCCGCGGCUAACGAGGUUUACAAACACUCGAGGAAGCUCGGUUACGACGAACAUGACUGUGCCUGCAUAUACAUGAAAACUAGGUACUAGGAAGAUUUUAUCCGACAAAGAUUUUUAUAUGCGUUGAAUUUGAAUAAUUUUCAAAAGAAAAAAAUAUGAAUUAAGAUUUAUUGUGCUAAUUUGUUGUUAAUAUUGUAACUGCCACCGAGAUCUGGUUUUCUUUUUUCGACAGAAACAAAAUAUUCGCGUGUGCGGACUCGAGUAUGUAAUUUUAAUUUUUUUCGCAAUCUUUACCUUAAUUUGUUUUCAUUAUGUAAUCUUGGUAUAAUAUAUUCUACAAAAAUGA
Cylas formicarius (sweet potato weevil) is the source of this 1905-nucleotide messenger RNA. Its product is annotated as cytokine-like nuclear factor N-PAC. The coding region runs from base 102 to 1649 and encodes 515 amino acids. NCBI's taxonomy places the organism in Eukaryota, Metazoa, Arthropoda, Insecta, Coleoptera, Brentidae. The record is from RefSeq and is a predicted model, not a curated record. The transcript has 10 exons. Gene Ontology annotation, molecular function: NADP binding; NAD binding; oxidoreductase activity, acting on the CH-OH group of donors, NAD or NADP as acceptor.